AAAACUCAACACACAAAUCCAAACAACACCACUGUCGUGCAUUUGUUUCAAAAACAAACAAAGUUAUUAAAAAAGGGGGAAAAAAAUCCAUUGACUUACUGACUAGCUAGUGACUAUGGAAGAUCAAACCUCAACCAACUGUACUUCCCGCAAGCCUAUCCGCUGCAGAGCUGCUAUUGCUAGGGAGCCAGGGAAGCCACUGGUGAUAGAGGAAGUGAUUGUGGAUACACCGAAAUAUCGAGAAGUCCGAAUCAAAAUCAUAUGCACUUCUCUUUGUCAUAGUGAUGUUAUCUUUUGGAAAUUGGAGCAUCCUCCUGCUAUUUACCCGAGAAUACUUGGUCAUGAAGCAGUGGGGGUUGUAGAAAGUGUCGGAGAAGGUGUACAUGAAGUCGUUGAAGGAGACACUGUGAUCCCAAUCUUUUUGCCGGAUUGUGGUGAAUGUACAGAUUGCUUAUCCAAAAAAAGUAACCUAUGUAGUAAGUUCCCCUUCAAGGUUUCCCCUUGGAUUGACAGGGAAGAAACCAGCAGGUUCACAGACAUCAACGGCGAACCUCUAUACCACUUCUUGUUCGUAUCAAGUUUUAGCGAGUACACAGUGGUUGAUAUCGCUCAUAUAACUAAGAUUGAUCCAGCAAUACCAGCAAAUAGAGCUUGUCUCUUAAGUUGUGGAGUAUCAACCGGAGUGGGUGCUGCGGUUAAAACAGCAGAAGUGGAAAGUGGAACAACGGUUGCUAUAUUUGGACUGGGCGCAAUUGGGCUAGCUGUUUCUGAAGGGGCAAGGCUAUGCGGAGCUAAGAGGAUCAUAGGUGUUGAUGUAAACCAAGACAAAAUGGAAUUAGGAAAAAAAUUCGGAGUCACUGAUUUUGUGAACUCCCGUGACAUUGGAGACAAAACUGUGAGCCAGGUAAUAUUGGAGAUGACAGGUGGAGGUGCAGAUUAUUGCUUUGAGUGUGUUGGUUUGACGUCUCUGGUACACGAAGCUUAUUCUUCUUGUAGAAAGGGAUGGGGAAAGACAGUUGUGUUGGGAGUUGACCAGCCUGGGGCAAUGUUGAACUUCAGUUCUUUUGAGGUACUUCACAGUGGAAAAACGCUCACGGGCUCACUUUUUGGAGGUCUGAAACCGAAAGAUGAUAUCCCAAUCCUCUUAAAACGCUACAUGAAUAAGGAACUACAACUUGAUAAUUUCGUUACGCAUGAAGUUGACUUUGAAGACAUUAACAAGGCAUUCGACUUGCUUCUUCAAGGGAAGAGUUUACGUUGCGUGAUUUGGAUGAAAAAAUGAUUAAAUUUUGUUGCAACAAAAUAUGGUUUGCAUAUUUGUGGCUAUACAUAUUUAACAAUAACAAUUGUGUUCUGUUCCCGAUUUAA
Messenger RNA from Erigeron canadensis, 1368 nucleotides. RefSeq names its product alcohol dehydrogenase-like 7. NCBI's taxonomy places the organism in Eukaryota, Viridiplantae, Streptophyta, Magnoliopsida, Asterales, Asteraceae. Gene Ontology annotation, cellular component: cytosol. Gene Ontology annotation, biological process: formaldehyde catabolic process. The coding region runs from base 116 to 1282 and encodes 388 amino acids. The record is from RefSeq and is a predicted model, not a curated record. The transcript is spliced from 9 exons. Gene Ontology annotation, molecular function: S-(hydroxymethyl)glutathione dehydrogenase [NAD(P)+] activity; zinc ion binding.